GGCGGAUGCACUGCUGUCGUGGUUGAGCGGCUGGUGCAACCGGGAAAGGUGUCCGGGGCGGUCCGCUCUGGGGCAAAGGUCGGCGCUCGGUGACCGGACUCUUCGGAAACAUGUCGGCGGAGGAGAAGCAGCCCCGGUCGCCGCAGGCGAUCAACCCCGUCAAGAAUUUCUUCGCCGGGGGUUUUGGCGGGAUGUGCCUGGUGUUUACUGGGCACCCGCUGGACACCAUUAAGGUUCGGUUACAGACGCAACCAAAGCCUCUUCCUGGCCAAGCUCCCAUGUUCAAAGGAACUAUUGACUGCUUCUACAAAACACUAGUUCGAGAGGGUGUUCGAGGUUUAUACAAAGGAAUGGCUGCUCCAAUUAUUGGUGUUGCACCUAUGUUUGCUGUGUGUUUCUUUGGCUUUGGCUUGGGUAAGAAACUACAGCAGAAGAAUAUUGAAGAUGUCCUCACGUAUCCGCAAUUGUUUGCUGCGGGGAUGCUAUCUGGGGUUUUCACCACUGUGAUCAUGGCACCAGGGGAGAGGAUCAAAUGUCUUUUACAGAUUCAGGCAGCUACUGGAGAAAAGAAGUAUGCUGGCCCUUUGGAUUGUGCAAAACAGAUUUACAAAGCAUCUGGCAUUCGGGGCAUCUACAAGGGAACUGUUCUCACCCUCAUGAGAGAUGUCCCAGCCAGUGGAAUGUACUUCAUGACCUAUGAAUGGCUGAAACAUACACUUACUCCAGAGGGACGGAGGAUGAAUAUCGAGAUCCCCCCCGGGCUGACGGACCUGCUGCAGGGCUACACGGUGGAGGUGCUCCGGCACCGGCCCUCCGACCUGGUGGAGUUCGCCAUCGACUACUUCACCGAGCUGAAGGAGAAGGAGGAGCGGGCCGGGGGCAGGCGCCGCUACAACAAUGACGACCCCAUGCAGACCGAGUCCAACGGGGACGACGGUUCCGAGUCCGACUCGGAGUCCGACUUCGAAGAGCCAAUUAUUAACAGAUUAAGCAGAAGGGUUUCAGUUUGUGCAGAAGCUUUCAACCCAGAUGAAGAUGAUGAAGAGGAUACAGAACAAAGGGUUGUUUACCCAAAAACAGAUGAUCAACGAGCUAGAUUACAGGAAGCCUGUAAGGAUAUUGUUCUGUUCAAAAAUCUUGACCAGGAACAAAUAUAUCAAAUCCUUGAUGCAAUGUUCGAGAGGAAAGUUGAACCUUCAGAACAUGUCAUUGACCAAGAUGAUGAUGGAGACAAUUUCUAUGUAAUUGAACGAGGUACAUAUGAUAUUUAUGUAAAUAAAGAUGGGAAGCCUCUACUCGUUGGUAAAUACGACAAUCAUGGCAGCUUUGGUGAGCUGGCACUAAUGUACAACACUCCAAGAGCUGCUACUAUUGUGGCUACCACAGAAGGAGCCCUCUGGGGUUUGGAUCGUGUUACAUUUCGACGAAUAAUUGUGAAAAACAAUGCGAAAAAGAGGAGGACAUACGAAACUUUCAUUGAAUCAGUACCACUGCUGAAAUCCCUGGAGAUUUCAGAAAGAAUGAAGAUUGUUGAUGUAAUAGAAGUGAGGACAUAUCAGGACAAUGAACUUAUCAUUGCACAGGGUGACAAAGCAGACUGUUUCUUCAUUGUAGAAUCGGGUGAAGUGAAGAUCAUGAUCAAGAGCAAGACAUUGGUGAGUCAACAGGAUAAGACUGAAGUAGAGAUUGCCAGGUGUACCAAGGGGCAGUAUUUUGGAGAGCUAGCAUUGGUUACCAACAAACCCAGAGCAGCUUCAGCGUAUGCUGUCGGAGAAGUCAAGUGCUUAGUGAUGGAUAUUCAAGCGUUUGAAAGAUUGUUAGGCCCUUGCAUGGACAUCAUGAAGAGAAAUAUAGUGAAUUAUGAAGAACAGCUUGUCUCCUUGUUUGGCACUAGUUUGGACUUGGAGAAUCCUGGUAUAUAGGCACAUUGUCAUCCAGUGUCUUCUCACAUUGAUGAAAACAAAGUGAAAAUUAUCCACACACAAUUAAAACCCCCCCUGAAAAAAAAGCAGAGUGUGGGCAAAGCAGCAUUUUCUGGCUCUUUGCAUCCCAUGGGGUAGCUACCAUGUAAUGAUGAAAUACAUUACAGGCCAGACAGGGAUGGGAAAAUAAGUGGCAUAUGUUUGUUUCUGUUUUGUUAUCUGCCUUCUUGAAUUUAAAAGCAUUUAUUCUGUAUCUUGAUUUUUCUUUCAAAACCAGAUAAAAUGUUGAUUUAGGAAUUAUCAAACUGAACAACAAAGACAAAUACUAAAUGUAACUUUUGAUAAGAUGAAAUUGAUGAAAUUCAGUGUUUCUUUGUUACUUAUGAAUAGGUGGCCAGUUAUUACCAAAAAAGCUUAAAAAAAAUGAUUGUAAAGUUUGAUUGCUUCUGUGGUUUCACCACUGAGUGUUACAUUAAACAGUAUCUGGGAUAGGUUUUAAUGUUUCAUAUAAAGCUUUAAAGAUCCCUGAAUUGUGUUAAGACCACAAAAGCUGUUUUUCAAAUCAAGGGGUUUCAAAAAUGCAAGUUGUGUAUCCAUCAUGGGAACUCAGGAUGAUUCAGGUCUUAAGUAUGACAUCAUUCAGAGGACUUGAUGAUCUUCAAGAACAACAAAGGUGGCAAAAUGCUCAAUUUGCAGAAUUAGAGCAGUACAACUGGAAAAGCAAGUCUCUAGUUUGUUGCUCCUGCUAAUCACACAGAUGCGUUCAAAAAGCAGUGUUAUUCCUGUCUGUCGUGUUUUUUUGUAAAACCUUGUCAGGUGAUACACGGUUUCCAUUUGCUGUAACUCUUCUCACCCACCAGCCACCCACACUUUUUUUUUGUUGAGGUUCUUCAGCAGUUUUGGGUUGAACUGUGUUGCUUUUAACAAAAGGGCCUUCUCAAGCACAGUGGUUACCUGCUAUAACCUUGUGCAUGUUCCUUGUGACUGCCAUAGCUAGCAGUUUGCACUAUUAGACAAUUUCUACAAAGUGAAAAAAAUUGUUUUUGAUCUAUUUUGUUAUUAAUAUUUGAGUUGUGUUUUUCUUUCCCCUUCAAUGUUUCUUUGUGGGCAUAUCAGGCGGAAGGAGAUUCAGUUCACCGGACCGAUAUUCUGGAAUUGGCAUGAUUAAGUGUUAUGCAGGACUCAUCUCUGAAAAGUUUCCUUCCUUGUCUUUUUUUUUGUGUAGUGCAAGCCACUUCUUGACCUGUUUGCACUCUUCAGGGAAAUGUUGAGCCGACUAGUUGAGGCUAGCAUUGAGAUGUUAUAUUUCUAACUUGGAGCUCAGUCUAACGUUCAAAAGCCAUGGCAUGAUGAGCUGUAAUUAGGAAACGCUGUUGAGGAAUUUAAUGUGUGACCAGAUCCAUUAACAGUCGUGCGCCACAGAACAGGAGUACCUGCAGUCAUUGAAUCAUGAAAAUAGUUAUUGCUUAAUGGAAGUUUUUUUUAAGUUAAUAUGGUGUAACAAGCUACGUAAAGUGAGUGCCGCCACUAUUUUAUUCAGGAUCACAUGAUUUAUUUAAAAUUCAUUUGAAUAAGUUACUAGAUCCUAAAGUUUAGAAAAAAUGAUUUAAGGUUACUUUUUUAAAUGUUGUGUGUAUUUUUUCCACAAACCUGUUCACCCUACAAUAAAUCCUGAAAUAUUGUCAUAUGUUUCUCUUAACCAAGCACAGACUUGUUAGACUCAGAAAUGUUGGUAAAUAAGCAGAAAUCUGCUGUGAAAAUUUACCAAACUCUUUUGUUUCUUGGAAUCCUAAUUACAUGGUAAACGCUUGGCUUGACUCACUGUUCCUGGGUGUAACUCUCUAUUCUGUGUUGAAUCAAUUCAUCUGCACCUGCUUGCUGCUGAAGAUCAUUAGCAAGAGCUCAGCAUCCCUGGAUUACACCUCUUCGUCGCUAACCAGCUAAGAAUUGGACAUUCAUGCGCUUGACUGUGUAAUGUCUCCUGUUGGCAUUGAUAGCUGAGGCUGGUGCAUGAUGAAUUGCCUCAUCCUGUAGGGGAGCUGAUGCCUGUAAAACCAGACCCUGUCAGGGAUUUGGUAUCUUCGGAUGAGGAGCAGGAGAAAGCAGACAGAACAUGGAUGAAAAUUAAAAGUUCUUUUGAUUUUGAAAAA
Molecule: messenger RNA, 4072 nt
Organism: Chiloscyllium plagiosum (whitespotted bambooshark)
Lineage: Eukaryota; Metazoa; Chordata; Chondrichthyes; Orectolobiformes; Hemiscylliidae
Gene: prkar2aa
Product: protein kinase, cAMP-dependent, regulatory, type II, alpha A
Biological process (GO): negative regulation of cAMP-dependent protein kinase activity
Cellular component (GO): cAMP-dependent protein kinase complex; cytosol
Molecular function (GO): cAMP-dependent protein kinase inhibitor activity; cAMP binding; protein kinase A catalytic subunit binding
Source: RefSeq, a predicted model, not a curated record